ACCCUCGUCGUCCUCAUCGUCUCCGUCCGUCCACUGUUUCCCCCUUUAGCAUACAGGACGGUUAGCACCCGAUACGGUACCAUGUUCGGAGCCGUGUUCCGACUGUCAGCCGCAGGGGCCCGGACUCUAGUUCGGUCACGACCCUGCUACUCAGCUCCAUUGGCCUCCAGAUGUUACUCCCAUGGGGUGGUGGAGACAGAUGAGGAGUUUGAUGCCCGCUGGGUCACUUACUUCAGCAAGCCUGACAUCGAUGCCUGGGAACUGAGGAAAGGCAUGAAUACUCUGAUUGGGUAUGACCUGGUACCCGAGGCCAAGAUCCUGGAUUCGGCACUAAGAGCUUGCCGAAGACUGAAUGACCUAGCCAGUGCCAUCCGCAUCCUUGAGGCUGUUAAGGACAAAGCAGGCCCUCACAAAGACAUCUAUCCCUACCUGAUCCAAGAGCUGAAGCCCACCCUGUCAGAACUCGGCAUCUCAACGCCAGAGGAGCUGGGCAUUGACAAGGUGUAGACUGUCAAGGUAAUUUGAUACAUGAAGAGAUGACCUCUCCUGAUUCUCUCCUGUCAAAUAUGUCUAUAUUGUUGAUUUAACCCAUGCUGUCCUGUUGUGUACAAAAUGGUGGACCUAAUAAAGAUAACCAAUAAUUGAA
Messenger RNA from Chelmon rostratus (copperband butterflyfish), 646 nucleotides. Its product is annotated as cytochrome c oxidase subunit 5A, mitochondrial-like. Bases 82 to 507 code for a protein of 141 amino acids. The record is from RefSeq and is a predicted model, not a curated record. The transcript is spliced from 5 exons. Gene Ontology annotation, cellular component: mitochondrial inner membrane. Gene Ontology annotation, biological process: mitochondrial electron transport, cytochrome c to oxygen. NCBI's taxonomy places the organism in Eukaryota, Metazoa, Chordata, Actinopteri, Chaetodontiformes, Chaetodontidae.